UUCGAACGUCCGCAGGUUUCGCGACCGAGGCGGUGGCUCCCAUUGGCUGAGCGUGGGCGCUUCCCCAAUUCUAUCUCCCUCCCUUUCGAAUCUUCAGAUCCCGGCCGGCGGCGUGGAGUUGGCAACUGAGUUGUGGAGCUGGAAGGGUCAAUUCUGCCCGACCCCCAUUUCUCGGCUGGCUGAAACAAAUCAGGAGUGGAGCCAGCAAUGGCGCGGGCCGUUUGAAGGUGCCCUCCCUGUUGAUAGUACUGCAGAGAAGAAGGCAAGCCUGUUGGGUUCAUGGAGCUGCGGGGCUCGAAACCUCUCUCCGAAGCAAUGGCUGAGCAGGCGGGAUCCGACGAGGAGCUGGUGCAGCUGGUGUGGAAGCCCUUUUCCCAGCCCGUGGAAUUCCACUCGCUAGUGGGCUUGGAGGUCAAGCUGGGUUCCCUGGUGCUGCUGCUGCUGGUGACGCUUCUGUGUGGAUUCCUGCCCCUAUGGGUCUUCCAUCGUCCAGGGACCACAACCCGUUCAUCAGCUACUCGAAAGAAAGCCUUAAGCCUGGUGAGCUGUUUUGCCGGCGGCGUCUUCUUGGCCACCUGUCUCCUGGAUCUGAUUCCCGAUUAUCUCAGCAGCAUCGACAAGGCCCUUAAAGAUUUGGGAAUCACGCUCCUCUUCCCCCUCCAAGAGUUCAUCUUGGCCAUGGGGUUCUUCCUGGUCCUCGUCAUGGAGCAAAUCGUCCUGGCCUACAAGGAUCCGUCGGGCUCCCUGGAGGAGACGCAAGCCCUGCUCGGCUCCGCCCCGCCGAACUCCGCCACCAUCCAGGACCAGGGCUGGCCGGACGGGCCCCUGCCCCGGCAGCUGCCCCGGGGCGGCCCCCUCCAGGAGCGCCCCCACGUCCACGUGGAUUUCAACUCCCACUCGGCCAUCCGCUGCUUCGUCCUGCUGCUGGCCCUCUCGCUGCACUCCGUCUUCGAAGGGCUGGCCGUGGGGCUGCAGGAGGGGAGCGCCCAGGCCCUGGAGAUCUGCUUAGCGCUGCUGAUCCACAAGGGCGCCAUCGCCUUCAGCCUCAGCUUCAAGCUGCUCCAGAGCCGGCUGCGGGUCCGGGUGGUCGCCGGGUGCCUGGUCCUCUUCUCCGUCAUGUCCCCGCUGGGCAUCGGGCUGGGCGUGGCUCUGACGGAGGCCCCCGUGGCGGUGCUCCACGGCCUGUCCCGCAGCGUCCUGGAAGGGCUGGCCACCGGCACCUUCGUCUACAUCACCUUCUUGGAGAUUCUGCCUCACGAGCUCAGCUCCUCGGAGCAACGGAUCCUCAAAGUCAUCGUCCUCUUGGCCGGGUUCGCCCUGAUCACCAGCAUUCUCUUUAUUAAGGUUUGAGGGCUGGGAGAAGAACAGGAGGAGCAAACCCCCCCCACCUCCACCCGGUUCCAGUUUUUCCUCUCUGGGAGGGAUUGAUCUUUCCCCCUGCGCCAUCCUUCUUUCCCCUGAAAAUGUCUUUAAGACCCAGAAGCAAAACGUGGAAUUGACUUCCCCCUCGCUCUUGGAAACAGCCCUGGAAAUGGUUCUUUAGCAGAUGACCCGACUCGGUCGUUUUAGAUCUCCCUUCGAACGGCGCCAGCGAUUCCCUUGUUCGAAAAGAGCCCGCGGUUUUUGACGCCAUCUCGAGCUGGCUGCGAUUUGCGAUCUCGCUGUCGUGAGCUGAGGACGUGGCUGGUCCCAUGUAGUAUUUGCAUCGGGAAGAAAUUCCAGCCCCGGAGGGGCCACUUCUUGGGCAGGUUUAGGAAUUAAUCCGGGUUCAGAUUCUGAAUGUGGGUUUUCUCCCUAGGGGGUUUUCUCGUGUGCGGGGGACGGGGGACGGUAAGAGGGUUUUCUUCUUGUUUUCAGACCGUGAAUUCUUGUGCCAAAACGAUGGGGCUGUUCCCAGCUCCGACUCCUGUUUCCUUGCCUUAAUCUCUUGAGUGCCUUGAAUAUCUCUGCUUUCUGUCUGUAAAGGGUUCAGACGUUGUGGGAAACACGAAAGGAACCCUCUUCUAAAGACUCUUGUUAGAAGCGUUUCUGGGUCAGGGUUCUUCCCUCACCAGCUCGGUGGUCGGGUGUAUACGGGAUGUCCCUCUGUUGAUUUCCGUAUUAUGUGCCAAAGCGUUCUCUGGGACCUGAUCCUCAGCUUUACGUGAGCUUUUGAGAAGUUCUGAAGGAGGAAUUCACAGAUUGUGUGUGCUCUUGCGACACGUAGUGGCUUCCAUUCAAACAGAAUACGGCGCCACAGAAAUGGAGGUGGUUUUGCACAGAACGUAUGCACAGUUAUGUCUGCACAAGUGUGAACUGGUUAUAACCCUGGCUUGUGAAAAUUUGGAUUCUGUCACUAACUUGGCUAACACAGAGAAAAACCACUCUUUAAUUAAUUGAACUUGUGCUGGAGAAACAGUACCAUUUUUUAAGGAAAAAAUUAGUUAGCGUGACGCUCAGAGGUAAUUCUGAGCUAUGUAUGUUACGCAGUGAUGUUUCUUAACACAUUAGCAGUUCAGGGGUGGGGGUAGAAUUAGAUACUUGAUCUCACAGGCCCUUUCUAGACAAAAAAUGUAACCAUGGUUUGUACUAACCACGGUUAAAGAGAACAAGUAGAUCUAUGACCUUUCUAUCUGGAAGGUCUUGCACGGUUGCUCAUUGCUCUGAGCUAUGGUUUUAUUUGGGAUCUUCCCCAAACUAUGCAGCAAACCAUGGUUAAAUGUUAAGCUUCCAAACAAUCUUUGUAUCACGUUGUGACUUCAGCAAUGUGUCAUUCUGGCUGGAAGGAAGUACAUACCUGUAUCAACUUUGUGAUAGCUUCCAUACAUACCUGUAUCAACUUUGUGAUAGCAACCCAGUACAUACCUGUAUCAACUUUGUGAUAGCUUCCAUACAUACCUGUAUCAACUUUGUGAUAGCAACCCAGUACAUACCUGUAUCAACUUUGUGAUAGCAACCCAGCUUUCAGCCUGGGUUGGCACUAACCAUGGUUUGCCAUGCUAACCCCUGGUUAAGGCCUGAAGCUGUGCCAUAGUUGUGACGGGUGAAUCCUUCUCACUGGAGAAUCUGUGGUUCUGCCUGUUUUCUUGCAAGCAACAUGGUCGGAGGCGGAAUAAUUGGCUCAACCAUGGUUUAGUGGGUCCAGGUAUAGCAUAUUAGUGAUGAAUAAUGCAAACCACAGAUUGGAAACUUAAACACGGUUACACAUCCUAGUUUGCAGCCAAUUUUUAAUCAUGGUUCCAUAUUCAUAUGUAAUGUCUUUAACCCAAGGCAAAGUAUUAUGGUUUUUAACCCACCACUUCCUCCAAAGAGCUCACGAUCGUGUAUCUUCCUCUGUUUUAUUGUCACGACAACCCUGGAGAGUAGAUUAAGAUACCAAUGUGCUACCUCCAACCUUUAGCACUUCCAGCCUUCAUGAUGAAUAGUAUUAACCAGCAGCUUCUAGGGCACAUCUAAAUUCUCUUGCCUUGAUUUCAGUGGUAGAUAGUUUAUGGACUCAUGCGGUUCCCAAGAAUCAGAGUUAUCUGGCUUGGGGCAGUCAAUUCUUGAAAAACAUGUUAUAACUGUAGAGUGUUGUAAGGGCAGAUAGGGAAUAGGUUUCACUAGGCCUAAGGCAUAGCGUUUUAUUUGACUGAAAACAGAUACCCCAUUUCUAUUGCUGGGCAUUUUUCACUUCAGUUUGGGUUGUUUGAAUUCGUGUCUACCUUCUUUUCUUUCUUCAACCUGUUUCUUCUUGGGGGGGGGGGGGUGUUGUUGUUGCCAUUUGAUGCACAAGUGAUUUUCAUAUUUGUAUUCCUCGGGACAUUAUCUCUGUAGGAGGGUUGGGGAGAAAGCAUUUCUUAUCCAGAAAUGACAUCAAUGUACCUUUUAUUAGCAUUGGUUGGUAUUAAAUAAACUUGGUGUAGCCUUUUAAA
Messenger RNA from Sphaerodactylus townsendi, 3893 nucleotides. It is a transcript of the gene SLC39A1, whose product is annotated as solute carrier family 39 member 1. Bases 280 to 1350 code for a protein of 356 amino acids. The record is from RefSeq and is a predicted model, not a curated record. Gene Ontology annotation, cellular component: plasma membrane. The transcript has 4 exons. Gene Ontology annotation, molecular function: zinc ion transmembrane transporter activity. Gene Ontology annotation, biological process: zinc ion transmembrane transport. Lineage: Eukaryota; Metazoa; Chordata; Lepidosauria; Squamata; Sphaerodactylidae.